Messenger RNA from Chlamydomonas reinhardtii, 1001 nucleotides. RefSeq lists its product as uncharacterized. Bases 43 to 573 code for a protein of 176 amino acids. Gene Ontology annotation, biological process: tRNA threonylcarbamoyladenosine modification; telomere maintenance via recombination. The record is from RefSeq and is a predicted model, not a curated record. Gene Ontology annotation, cellular component: cytosol; nucleus; EKC/KEOPS complex. Lineage: Eukaryota; Viridiplantae; Chlorophyta; Chlorophyceae; Chlamydomonadales; Chlamydomonadaceae. The transcript has 6 exons.
GUCUAGCAACCAUAACUUAUAAUAUAUCACCGGAACUUCAAGAUGGCCGAGCCCACGGUUCUGUCGUUUGAGACUCAUCCCGGCCGCACGCUAACGGCUGCACUGUUCAAGGACGUCAAAAAUGCAAAGGAACUGCGGGCGCUGCUCGCAGAAGGCUCAUUACCAGAGUUUGCAUAUAUAAACGCCAGAGUGGUGCUGGACCCCUUCAUCCUACAGCUGUCGGGGCACCGGGCGCUGGCGGCGGAGGGCAGCACGCGCAUGGCCACAAGGAACAUCCACACGGAGCUGGUGUACGGCGUCAGCGCCACAAAGCAUGUUGCUGAGUCGUUAAAGCGGUUCGGCAUCAACGACGACACGUCGGCAGUGCUGGUGGCCCGAUUCGACUGCAAACCUGAGGAGCUGGAGGCGGUGGCCAAGCGGAUAGAAGGCGAGCAGGCGGCCCUGUCGGAGCUGGGCACGGUGGUGGACCUGGACCUGAUUGACAAGUACUUCAAGGUGUCCAAGCAGGAGCUGCAAUCGCGGGGGCGUCUGGACGCCGUGACCUUCCGUGUCGGCGCAAAAGACUGCAUGUGAGCUUGUAACGGUCGUGAACGAUGGCCGGGCGUGCCGGUUUGCGUGCAUAAGGUGCGCUGGCACUGCAAAAUAGGAGCACUGGCCUCUACAGGUGUAGGGAUUGAUGCUGUUGUGUGCUGACGGGACGCGUUCAUGCGCGGAGUGCCGUGAUGCCAUGGAAAUGACAGCCGUUUAUUGAAUUGACGAAAUGGGUGAUGGCUGUGGUACUAGGGCAGGGUGCGAAACACGUGUGCGCACGUGCGCGUGUGCUGGUGAGCACGUGCCCAAUGCGAUUAUAGGCUCCGACAACCGAAGCGGCAACCCAAGAACUUGCGUAUCGUGUACUUGCAGUGCUUUGACGGACUUGACUGGACUUUACAACGUAAAGGGGGAUACAGAGCCCUCCACGGGUGCGACAUGCCCCCACGGUAUUAGGGCCAUCCGUGGCU